Messenger RNA from Penicillium macrosclerotiorum, 1068 nucleotides. Its product is annotated as nitronate monooxygenase. The coding region runs from base 1 to 1068 and encodes 355 amino acids. The record is from RefSeq and is a predicted model, not a curated record. Gene Ontology annotation, molecular function: nitronate monooxygenase activity. Lineage: Eukaryota; Fungi; Ascomycota; Eurotiomycetes; Eurotiales; Aspergillaceae. The transcript is spliced from 3 exons.
AUGGCUUCUCCUCAGGUCAUCCGUACCCCGAUCACCGAUCUUUUGAAGAUCAACCACCCCGUCCUGCUUGCAGGCAUGAACGUGGCCGCCGGCCCUAAGCUGGCGGCCGCAGUCACCAACGCUGGUGGUCUCGGUGUUAUCGGCGGUGUCGGCUAUACUCCUGACAUGCUCAAGGAGCAGAUCGCUGAGUUGAAGAGCUUCCUCAAUGACAAGAACGCACCUUUCGGUGUUGACUUGCUUCUUCCCCAGGUUGGCGGUAGUGCCCGGAAGACCAACUAUGAUUACACCAAGGGCAAGCUCGGCGAGCUUGUUGAUAUCAUCAUCAGCAGCGGCGCCAAGCUCUUCGUCUCCGCCGUCGGUGUCCCCCCCAAGGCCAUUGUCGACAAGCUGCACGGGGCUGGUAUCCUUUGCAUGAACAUGAUCGGUCACCCCAAGCACGUCCAGAAGGCCCUCGAUGUCGGUAUCGAUAUCAUCUGCGCCCAGGGUGGCGAGGGUGGUGGUCACACCGGCGAUGUCCCCACCACCAUCCUCAUUCCCACCGUUGCUAAGCUGGUCCAGGGCAAGAAGAGCCCUCUGACCGGCGGGCCUGUCCAGGUCAUCGCUGCCGGUGGUCUCUAUAACGGCAACUCCGUUGCCGCCGCCCUGAUGCUCGGUGCCUCAGCGGUGUGGAUUGGCACCCGCUUCAUCCUGGCUGAUGAGGCCGGUGCCCCGGUUGCUCACCAAGAGGCUGUCCGCACUGCCGGCUUCGAGGACAAUGUCCGUACCAUCAUCUUUACCGGUCGUCCCCUGCGUGUCCGCAAGAACGAUUACAUUAUGAACUGGGAGAACAACCGACAGGACGAGAUCAAGCAGCUGACUGCCAAGGGUAUCAUUCCUGUCGAGCACGACUUUGAGAAUUUGCCCGAUGAUGUUGAUGAUGAUACCCUCGACAAUGCUCGUCCUUUCCUGAUGGGCAAGGUUUCUGCCGUCGUGAACGAGAAGAAGUCUGCUAAGGCCAUCGUGGACGAGCUUGUCACUGAUGCUGCCGCUCUCCUCAAGAAGGGCAACCAGAUGACUGCCAAGUUGUAA